AUGGAAGAGUUGAACAAUAAGAAGAGAUUGCGAGAGGAGUCGGAGGUGAUUAAAUCAGAAAUCGACAUUCCAGAGGUCAAGAGGCUGAGGGAGGAUCUACUGGAAAGUUUGGAUGAUGAGACGGAAUUUUAUCCGACGAGUCAAGAUCUGGACUCGUUUAUAAAGAGCUUUGAGAAAGAAAUUGGAUCUUCAUCGAAUGUGGAGGAAGUGGUGGAUCUGACGUCAGAUUCUGGCGAGUCUCAGCCCGAGCUUGGUUACUUGUUGGAAGCUUCUGACUACGAGCUUGGGCUUCCGCCGUCGUCUGAAUCUCCGAGUGAGGUGGAGAAUGAUCAAAGAUACGAGUUAGUCCGAGUCGAGUCUGACUCGUCUGAACUCAGUAGCGAGUUUUCUUGGCUCGAUGGAGAAAUACCAAGUUUUGACUCGUUCGAGUUUGGAUUUGUUGAUACGGAGAUCUAUAAUGGUAACACCAACGACUAUGUAGCAAUGGACGGGUUGUUUGAUUAUUCGGAUAUGGGUUUCUGGUCAGAUGAUUUUGCAUGUAGGCCCGAAACGCCGUUACCAGCACAGUUCUAG
Messenger RNA from Fraxinus pennsylvanica, 573 nucleotides. NCBI's taxonomy places the organism in Eukaryota, Viridiplantae, Streptophyta, Magnoliopsida, Lamiales, Oleaceae. The record is from the annotation of a GenBank genome assembly.